AUGGCUUAUGUUACUCAUCCCAUCACAGCUUUUUUUUUAAUGGGAUAUUUUCCAAUGCAACUAGGAAAAGAAGCUGCAGAAAACCAAGACAGACAACUUUCUCAAGGAAUUACAAUUUGCAAAGGAAAACAUAAUUCAGACAAUAUGGUCCAGAUGAGGUGAGUGUGUUCAAGGCCCACUUCAGCCAUUGUGAAAGUUGUAUUUUCUCAAUGACAACUUCCCUAUCUGAGGAAUAGGAAUACUAGUGAACCACCUCAAAUCAAGAGAACUAAAUGUUUAUUAUUAUAUUAUAUGUUUAUUAUAUGUAUUUUUAAUCCCAUUUCUUUUUUCCUAGGAUGUCUCCCUGCCACAUCUUAAUCCAUCUUAAAAAUGGAAGAUCGGAGGUGAAAGAUAGUGACUUCAAACACUGUGAUUUAGCUGCAAUGAACAACCUAAGGCUUCCGCACUCCAUGUUUCCCCCAUGCUUACAAACUGGGCUGGACUGA
Messenger RNA from Podarcis lilfordi (Lilford's wall lizard), 485 nucleotides. NCBI's taxonomy places the organism in Eukaryota, Metazoa, Chordata, Lepidosauria, Squamata, Lacertidae. The record is from the annotation of a GenBank genome assembly.